AUGACAGGUCAUUGGUGGCUAAUUAUUCAAACUACAAAAUCAGUAUAUGUUGGAUAUUGGCCAAAAAAUUUAUUCACUCACUUAGACAAAGGAGCCUCUGUAAUAAGAUUUGGAGGUCAAACCUAUUCCCCACCUAAUAAGGAUAGCCCACCCAUGGGUAAUGGGAGAUUACCGAGUGAAAAAUUCAGAAACUCGGAUUUCAUGAGAUUACUAAAGAUUAUUGAUUCAGAAUAUAAUGAAGUUGACAUAGAACCCAAAGAUAUGAAGUUGUAUACUGAUACCAAUUCAAACUGUUAUGACUUGUGGUACCGUGGUUAUGGAGGAUAUCAGUUUAGGCAAGCUUUUCUUUAUGGAGGUCCAGGCGGACGAAAUUGUGAUAAAUGA
Lathyrus sativus (Indian pea) is the source of this 384-nucleotide messenger RNA. The record is from the annotation of a GenBank genome assembly. Lineage: Eukaryota; Viridiplantae; Streptophyta; Magnoliopsida; Fabales; Fabaceae.